Molecule: messenger RNA, 861 nt
Organism: Triticum turgidum subsp. durum (durum wheat)
Lineage: Eukaryota; Viridiplantae; Streptophyta; Magnoliopsida; Poales; Poaceae
Source: the annotation of a GenBank genome assembly
AUGGCGAAAUGCUGGCUGCUGCUCCAAUUCUUGGCGUUCCUCUUGCCGGCGACGAGUGCUACGUCGUGCCACACCGACGACCUCCGUGCGCUGCAGGGCUUCGCCGGGAAUCUCAGUGGUGGCGGCGUGCUCCUACGCGCUGUUUGGACCGGUGUCUCGUGCUGCGGCUGGGAAGGUGUGAGCUGCGACGGCACAAGUGGACGCGUCACGGGGCUUCGGCUACCCGGGUGCGGCCUUGCGGGGCCCAUCCCUAGAGCAUCCUUGGCGGGCCUCGCGCAGCUGGAGGAGCUCAACCUUGCCAACAACAAACUGAUCGGCACCAUCCCAUCGUGGAUUGGUGAGCUUGAUCACCUAUGCUACUUGGAUCUUUCUGACAAUUUAUUGGUUGGCGAGGUACCCAAGAGUUUGAUAGAGCUCAAGGGCUUCGCCACCACUGGUCGUUCAUUGGGUAUGGCUUUCACUAACAUGCCAUUGUAUGUGAAGCGUAGCAGACGAACACUCCAACAACAACAACCCAAUAUCAUAUCUGGGACCAACAACAAAGUCCGAUCUGGUAGAACCAAUGUUGUAUCCGGAAACGACAACACGGUUGUAUCUGGGAAUGACAAUACUGUUGCUGGGAGCAACAAUACCAUCACAACUGGGAGUGGCAAUACCGUAUCUGGUAGUAACCAUGUUGUUUCUGGGACCAAACAUAUCGUAACUGACAACAACAAUGUUGUUUCCGGGAUAGACAAUAAUGUAUCCGGGAGCUUCCACACCGUAUCCGGGACUCUCAAUACCGUAUCCGGGAGCAACAAUACCGUAUCUGGGAGCAACCAUGUCGUGUCUGGGAGCAACAAAGUUGUGAAAGGAGGUUAA